GCGAGGAGCAGCUCUUAUCUCGUCCAGAUAAGGCUCGUUUUGUGAUAACACGGCUGCUAUAUCUACACAAAUGUAUAACAUAUCAGCCAUUCGGGCUUAGUUUUCCAUACGCGAAGGUUACUUUUAGUAAUUGUGCUUUUAGUUGAGUUUAUUGUGAUCUGAAUAUUUCAGUGUCUCGAGGAAGUGUGAGAUAUAAAUAAGUUUGAAAUAAAAACCAUUUCGAAUGGCCUGCUACAAGGACAGGCCUCCAUCCGUAUAGAAGACGGGAUAUGGUGCUUAGACCCAUCACGUUGCUCAAAUGCGAGUUGGCGGGCUUAGAGUGGUGGAACUCCUCAAUAAAUCAUACAGAGGAUUAAAAAGAGAAUUAAUUUUAAAAGAUGCCGUGGCAGAGACCUGCGGACGUGCCGGUCGGCCGCGUGUGGAGCAGAUUCAAAGGUCGGGAGAGAGACGGUGCGCCGCCGGUCAUGUACCAAAUAAGAGACAUGGAGGAAUCUUACAGGAAAACAUGCUUGGACAUGAUGCAAGAAACGUUCAUACGCGAUGAGCCCAUUUGUCACGCCUUAGGUAUAGCCUCAGAUCCAGAAUCAAUCCAAACGAUACGGAACAAUUGGGAGGAGUACGUAUCACAAAAGAUCUCCUUGGCAUGCUUCACGGAAGUGAACGGCGAACCCAGAGAUUUGGUCGGAUUCAACAUACUGCUGGUCAAAUGUAAGGAUGAGCCAGAGGAAGACAUAUCAAAGGUGAAAGGUGAAUCAUGGCGCAAAUGCCUGAAGGCCAUCGUAUACUCGGAGAAACUGGUUGACGUGUUCGAGUACUACGGCGUGGACAAAUACUUCACGUCCAGUGGACUGACCGUGCUGCCUGAGCACAGGGGACAGAAUAUUGGCGCGCGGCUGAUAGACGCCAGGAAAGAGCUUUCGAAGGCCUUCGGCAUCAAAGCAGCGUGCACAGUGUUCACGGCCACGACUUCUCAGGUGCUGGCGGCCAAGUGCAACUACCAGGUCAUCGCCACUAUGCCCUACGCCGACCUGCUCCAACAUGGCGUCGACUUGAGCAACUGCAGCACCAAGGAGGCAAAGGUUAUGGGGAUUAGGUUUGAAUAAAACCUUCUCUCAGUGCCUUGAGUGUCAGAGGGAGAUAAAAAUUUACGGAGCGGCUGUCUAUUUAAGCGUGGAAUGGGAUAUGAAAGAAAACUGAAAACAGCUGUCCAUUUAGUGGGUCCUAUAUAUAUGCCUUACUUCUAAUCUGCUGUGACAUUUUGAUAGACAACAGGCCGGAACGCGCAGGAACUAGGUUAUAGGUUACCUAUAACCCCGCUGAGAUAUUUAUUUUGUACACUGUACACUAUACUGCGUAGCCGUACGUCUCGUGUUCAGACUUCAGAGCAAAAUAGAGUAAGACUGCCAUUCCACCGAAGCGGAACGAAGCAGCGAGGCUCCUUUUGAGUGGACAGAGACUUGCGAGCUAUAGUUUAAAAAAUCAUAUAAAACCGGUAAGCGGAGCGAAGGAAAUAAAUUAAAUUUAACAUUUAUUUAUUUAACAUAGUCUGCAACUCGGCUCCGCAUUAGUCUGUUUCUCCGCUACACUCUCUUGCUCCGCUUUGGUGGACAGAUAGCCUUAGGCGCAUACCAACCGCCCUUUGUUCUGUGGUCGUCCCCAAUUCCUACGCAUGCUUCAAUGAAUAGAGGUGCAAAGGGAAUAUUUAUUUAAUAUUCUUUUAAAAAUACUCAUUAGAUUGAGAAACCGAAUAAAAAAUUUACUUCGGCUGACGAUGAUUACACAAGCAUUUUUUCCGAUUUCGACUUUUGUUAGUCGGCAUAUGCGUGAAUACCAGUUAUCAUAACAUGCCGAUGAGGAACUAUGUUGAUUUUGAGAAAUAUUUACGAAAUAAAACCGAAUUCCAAAAGGUCAAAGCGGAAAGCUACCAGCAAAGAGUUACCAAUGACUGAGAUAUGUUUUUCGGAGACACAAGUAAUAAUUAUACAAAAUUACUACCCUUGGUACAUCGCACUCAACUUCACAUUUUAUUUUUUUGUUUUGUCAAAGCUUUUUAUAUUUAUUUUGAUAGCAUAAUCUAUCAAAAUACUCCACGAUUUGACAAUAACUUAGACUGCAGUACCUAUACCAGUUGUGUGAUUAGAUUAUUAUUAUAGAGAUAAAUAAAAUAAAGAACAAAUAUAUUUUGUAAAUGUUAAUUUAUUAUUUAUACACAAAAUAUUGUUACAAAUAAAAUACGUUAUCAAA
Molecule: messenger RNA, 2244 nt
Organism: Bicyclus anynana (squinting bush brown)
Lineage: Eukaryota; Metazoa; Arthropoda; Insecta; Lepidoptera; Nymphalidae
Exons: 7
Coding region: 378-1103 (241 amino acids)
Molecular function (GO): N-acetyltransferase activity
Source: RefSeq, a predicted model, not a curated record